UUGCUGACCCUUCUUCUAACUUUUAAGAGAAAUUCCAGAAUCCAUACCGGCGAGAAACAUUUUUCUUGUAAACACUGCUCAAAGUCAUUUUUCAAUGCUUAAAAUUUAUAAGUCCGUUUGGAGAUCUAUAAUGGCCAGAAAUCAUAUUCCAGACAACAUUGAGCAAAGGCAUUUUCCUGCACUUCAUAUUUUAAAAAAAUACUUAAGGUUCAUUGUGGCGAGAAACCAAAGCAAUCAUUUUCCUGCAAGCAUUGUUCGAUGGCAUUUUGUAGAGCUACGAAAAUAGAGAAACUUCAGAGAAUGUUUUCUGGUGAGAAACUGGAUCAGCAACAUUCCUGUAAAUAUUUCUCAAUGUCAUUUCCCGACAAUUCACAUUUAUUAACACAUCUGAGAACCCAUACUGGUAAAAAACCGCAUUCCUGUGCACAUUGCUCAAUGGCAUUUUCCAACAAUUCACAUUUAUUAACACAUCUGAGAACCUAUUCUGGUAAAAAACCGCGUUCCUGUGCACAUUGCUCAAAGGCAUUUUCCAACUCUACAGAUUUAAAGAGACAUCUGAGAACCCAUACUGGAGAGAAACCGUACUCCUGCGAAUAUUGCUCAAAAUCAUUUACCCAAGCUCAAAAUUUGAAAGAACAUCUGACUAUCCAUUCUGAUGAGAAGCCGUAUAGCUGUGACUUUUGUUCAAAGGCAUUUUCCAGGCGUGCAAAUUUAAAGAAACAUCUGAGAACCCAUUCUGGAGAGAAACCGUAUUCCUGUGAAUAUUGCUCAAAAUCAUUUUCCCAAGCUCAAAGUUUGAAAGAACAUCUGAGGAUCCAUUCUGAUGAGAAGCGGUAUAGCUGUGACUUUUGUUCAAAGACAUUUUCCAUUCGUGCGUAUUUAAGGAAACAUCUGAGAACCCAUUCUGGAGAGAAACCGUACUCCUGCGAAUAUUGCUCAAAAUCAUUUUCCCAAGCUCAAAGUUUGAAAGAACAUCUGAGGAUCCAUUCUAAUGAGAAGCCGUAUAGUUGUGACUUUUGUUCAAAGGCAUUUUCCAGUUGUUCAAAUUUCAAGAAACAUCUGAGAACUCAUACGGGUGAGAAGCCUUAUAGCUGCGAAGUUUGUUCAAAAGCAUUUUCCAGCUCUGCAAUUUUAAAGAAACAUGUCGAAAUCCACACCGCCACCGGGGAGAAACCAGCUCAACUAAACCCGUCCAAACACUGCUGAAAGGCAUUUUAAAGCAUUUCAAGUUUAAAAACACAUUUUCCUAAAUCUGUACUUGGAAAAAACAGUUUGCAGAUGGAAACUGCUGAAAGGCAUUUUGAAACAUUUCAAGUUUAAAAACACAUUUGCCUAAAU
Uloborus diversus is the source of this 1338-nucleotide messenger RNA. RefSeq names its product zinc finger protein 271-like. Gene Ontology annotation, molecular function: DNA-binding transcription activator activity, RNA polymerase II-specific; RNA polymerase II cis-regulatory region sequence-specific DNA binding. Gene Ontology annotation, biological process: regulation of transcription by RNA polymerase II. The transcript has a single exon. Bases 259 to 1206 code for a protein of 315 amino acids. Gene Ontology annotation, cellular component: nucleus. NCBI's taxonomy places the organism in Eukaryota, Metazoa, Arthropoda, Arachnida, Araneae, Uloboridae. The record is from RefSeq and is a predicted model, not a curated record.